GCCUUGCACACGCAAGCUUUCAGUUCUCUUCCAGCUGGUCAAGUGGUCACAUUUCACAAGUUGAACGAUUGAUUAGUAAUCCUCAGAUUCGCCAUUUCUGUUCUGUGUGUGUAUGUGACUGGAAAUUCAAAAAGAAAUAAUUAACGAGGUGUCCGUUCAAUGUUUAGUCUUUCCGGCACAGAAUCGCCGUUCCGCUCUUUUCCAUAGUGAUUGAUUGAAAGUAGAUUUGUGCCGCCGUUGUACUGCAGUGAGGAACUUGACUUUCUUUGUUCUGUUAACGGUGGAAACUGCGUAAAGAUUAUUUUAUGGUGGAAGUGCAUUUUGGUGUUCUACGUAUAAAAAAAAUCAUGUAAACACUUCUGGAAUCCAUCAGCGACAGUGGGAAUCAUCCGAUAAUCAGUUUACGCCUUUACGGUUUCUUGAACCUGGAAUCAGGCUUGGAACAGUGUUUGCAGUGUAUCUGAAUACGUUUUCAGGCAGAGUUACAAAAGGCAGGAUACAAAAAAAAAACACCGUAAUCUACCUGUUCGAUUGUGUGGGUGCUGCAAGUGCAACGGAAAAUUUUACGUUUUGGAUCAGAGCUACAGGAUAGCCAAAUAAAACAGACUUCGGUUAAAAUUCCGAGUUGUUUUAAAUACCAUCAGUACUCUAUUGUAGUUUUAAUUAGUGUCCAUUUAUGGCUGCAAAGAUGAAUCUGUCGUUUGCCGGGUGCGGCUUCCUGGGGAUCUACCAUGUCGGUGUUGCGGUUUGCUUCAAGAAGUAUGCUCCCCAUCUGCUACUGCACCGGAUAAGUGGUGCGUCGGCGGGAGCAUUGGCCGCAUGCUGUUUGCUGUGUGAUAUGCCCUUAGGUGAAAUGACAUCGGAUUUUUUUCGGGUAGUGAAUGAAGCUCGCAGUCAUUCCUUGGGUCCAUUCAGCCCGCGGUUCAAUAUCCAAACCUGCCUACUGGAGGGCCUGCAGAAGUUUCUUCCUUCGGAUGCUCAUGAGCGUGUCAAUGGAAAACUGCACAUAUCAUUGACCCGAGUUUACGACGGCAAAAAUGUGAUUGUUUCCCAGUUUAACAGUCGCGAGGAUUUGCUGCAGGCUCUGCUCUGUGCUUGCUUUAUACCGGUUUUCUCUGGGAUCCUGCCGCCCCGUUUCCACGGUGUUCGCUACAUGGAUGGAGCUUUUUCUGACAACCUACCUACACUAGAUGAAAAUACGGUAACGGUGAGUCCGUUCUGUGGCGAAUCGGACAUUUGUCCCCGGGACAACAGUUCGCAGAUGUUCCACGUUAAUUGGGCCAACACAAGCAUCGAGUUGUCGAAGCAAAAUAUCAAUCGGUUUGGGCGAAUACUGUUCCCUCCGAAGCCGGAAAUUUUGUCCUCAUUCUGCCAGCAAGGAUUCGACGAUGCGUUGAACUUUUUACAUCGCAAUAAUUUGAUCAGUUGCACCCGGUGCCUAUCGGUUCAGUCGACGUUCUGCGUUUCGGACCAGCCAAAACAACUGGAAGAGCAUCUGCUCGAGGAGUAUGACCCGGAGUGCAGUGAAUGCAAAGAAUGCACCCAGUACAGACAAAAUGCCAUUGGUGGUAGUAUGCCGGAUACAGUUUUGACUGUAUUCCAGACCUAUAUGGACCAAGCAAACAAAGGACUGAUAAACUGGGUAUUCAGACACCGAGGAGCAAAGCUUCUGAAGGCACUGUCUCUUCCGGCCACUCUACCUGCGGAUAUUGUGUGUGCCACUUUAACCAAACUGAUGGUAGCCACUCCCGCGAUCGGCAGUCAGCUGUGGUCCGUAAGCCAGUUCGCUCUCAAAACACUGAAUUCGAUCCUGAUUAGAAUGCCGUGGGGACAUCAGCUUAGUGCCAAUCUGCAGUGUAAGAUCGCUUACACUGAGUAUUCCACGACAGGUAGUCAGUUCAUAGCAUCAAGAGGCCAACAUAGCAGUCAUCGAGGCGGCUCGUUAUUGGACAUUCGUGUAGAGAAUGGCAAUGAGCUAGUAUCAGUGAUUACCGGUGAGAACAACAACGAAUUGAUUGAACAGCAUCACCAUCACCACCAGCAUCUAAAAGGACACGAUGAAGUUCAUGAUGAGGAUCACCCGGAUUACGAUUCGUUUAACCACAUUUUGCAAGCGAUAUCACACCACGAUGCGAUGUAUGCGUACUACUACAUGGAUGAUAACAACGAGGUUAAGGUGACGGAAAUUUUCGACAUGACAGAAGACGCCAGCCCGGCUAUUCAGACGGCUCAGGAGCGAGAAUUCAAUCAGCAGCUCGAAUUCGACAGUGAUUGGGAAACAACACAGCCAGAUUUCCUCUAUGCCGACUCAUAUAGCGGAAACGAUAUGAUCGACCUGAACGAGAUUUUCGAUCCGUACCUGUACAGCAACUACAGUCAUGUAGCACCGUCCGUUCCUCAGUCGCACCGUCACUCCAUCAGCAGUCAGUGUCAGCCAUUCCAGCCACAACAGAUAGUAGAGGGUAGCAAGGAUCUGUCCGGAAUCCAGUGGCAAUGCUCCCAGAUCGAGAUAGAAGAGUUGCCAAGUGAUGAUAACUAUCUGCAGCCGGAAGCCGAUCAACAGCAGGCACUGAUUUCCGAAGUGGCAGCGUUAUUGCUGAGUAAGCCUCAAUCCCCGUCAGCCUACUCUCUCGUGGAAAUGUGAGUUUAGGCGAUACACAUGCACUGAAACCAUACAGUUACCAUAGAAAGUGAUGACUUUAGUAGUGUUUGCAAUAUACGACGAAUGAAUAAGUUUAUGUUAUGUUGAAACUAAUCGAGAAACAUGUGUUCUCAUAAGUAGUUAGACAAGUGUGUUUUGUUUUAUUCAAAGCGAAAACCAAAAAUAUAGGAUAGGCUGGAACCUAUAAUCGCUGAACUUUUGAAUUUUUGAUUUUAUAUUGUUCAGGACAAGUUCCACGCUAAGAAAUUCACAUAGGUAAGAAUAUUAGGGAUGUUCUAACCAAAACUAUCAGUUUUCGAACCGUAUUUGUUUUAGUAAGCUGAUUGUGAUGUUUUAAUACUAAGUAGUUAGGUUGUUAGGUAAUAGUGGUGAGCUAGCAGUAAGUAAUUGGCAACGAAAUGAAAGCUUUCGAUGGCUGUGCAAUAGGAGAAUGUUUUGUAAUCGGGCCCAAGAAAUUCAUAUCGUAUACCAACCCAUUGUACCUUCAACUUUAAAGUGAUUCCAAUUACGAUCCUGUUAUUCUGCUAAGAAAAACGAAAAAGCAUUUCAGUUUUUAUAUGUUGUAGUAAUAUUUUACCGCUCAGAAGUUAUCUCUCUUGGGCUUCAUUUUGUAGGAAUUCCGCAAAGUGGGGCCUCCAUACUAUGCAUUGAAAUAUUUUAUUUAUCGCCAUAAGUCAUAAGUGUAACAGAAACUUCUAUAUUUAUGAAUGAUUUUUUACAGUAUAAUAAAUGGAUAUAAUACAAUGAA
This is a messenger RNA of Malaya genurostris, 3410 nucleotides long. RefSeq names its product 1-acylglycerol-3-phosphate O-acyltransferase Pnpla3-like. The transcript has 8 exons. Gene Ontology annotation, cellular component: cytoplasm; membrane; lipid droplet. Gene Ontology annotation, molecular function: triacylglycerol lipase activity. The record is from RefSeq and is a predicted model, not a curated record. NCBI's taxonomy places the organism in Eukaryota, Metazoa, Arthropoda, Insecta, Diptera, Culicidae. Bases 677 to 2644 code for a protein of 655 amino acids. Gene Ontology annotation, biological process: lipid homeostasis; triglyceride catabolic process.